CUGGCAUCCAGACAUGGGCCCUUCGUUACGCUCUAGGAUUACCGUCUGCCUGGUCAUCACCUUGGCUCAGGUGAUCGCCGUGACCUGCCAAGAAGAUACCAAGAAAGAUUCCUGCACAGAAAAUGGAAAAGUCUACGCCAACAACGACAUGUGGAACCCAGAGCCGUGUCGGAUCUGUGUGUGCGAUAUGGGGACCGCCACUUGUGAAGACGUGGUAUGUGAGGACCUCGGCGACUGUGAGAAAACUGUGACUCCAGAGGGCGAGUGUUGCCCUGUGUGCUUGACUGCAGCCUCAACGCUGACUCCCAACACAGACCCCGCAACAGCUGUGGAUGAGAAGAAAGAAAGCUGCACGGUCGAUGAGACACUCUACCAUCACAACGACAUCUGGAAACCAGCGCCAUGUCGCGUGUGUGUCUGCGACAAUGGCGUCGCCAUCUGCGACGAGGUCCAGUGUGAACUGCUGCCAAACUGUGAGAAGGUCGUCACACCUGAGGGAGAGUGCUGCCCCGUUUGUGAAACCUUUGCCAGUGCCAGCAGGAUGAUAGAAAUUUUGGGCUUCAAGGGACAGAAAGGUGAACCAGGUGAUAUCCCAUAUGUGGUCGGGCAUCCUGGACAUUCGGGACCAGCGGUGGGUUUUUACAGGUUUUUACCGUUAGUGUGUUUAAAUUAACACAAGUGUCUUUGUCAUCGGUGACACAACAUUGUUAAAUUUCUGGCCAGUAUGGGGAUUGAACCCAUGACCUUGGCGUUAUUAGCACCACGCUCUAACCA
Messenger RNA from Larimichthys crocea (large yellow croaker), 774 nucleotides. Its product is annotated as cysteine-rich motor neuron 1 protein-like. The coding region runs from base 14 to 673 and encodes 219 amino acids. Gene Ontology annotation, molecular function: protein binding. The transcript is spliced from 6 exons. NCBI's taxonomy places the organism in Eukaryota, Metazoa, Chordata, Actinopteri, Sciaenidae. The record is from RefSeq and is a predicted model, not a curated record.